Caenorhabditis bovis is the source of this 360-nucleotide messenger RNA. Lineage: Eukaryota; Metazoa; Nematoda; Chromadorea; Rhabditida; Rhabditidae. The record is from the annotation of a GenBank genome assembly.
AUGGUGUCGACACUUCGAAAAUUGACGGCGCAACAGAUCAAGGUUAGCGAGCGCGCCGAGCAACGUCUCAAGGAGAUUGUCGAGGAUUCGGAGCGAUUGCGAAUCGAAGUUGAUGGUGGCGGUUGCUCAGGAUUCGAGUACAAAAUCCGACUAGAUUCGAAAAUUAAUGAUGAUGACUUAAUAUGGACGUGUAAAAAUGGUGCUCAAAUAGUAGUUGAUGAGAUAUCUCUUGAAUAUAUUAAAGGAGCGACAAUUGAUUUUGUCGAGGACCUUAUGAAAUCCUCAUUUCGCGUGGUUAAUAAUCCGGUCGCCGAGAAAGGCUGCUCGUGUGGUUCCAGUUUCUCGCUGAAAAUGGAUUAA